Molecule: messenger RNA, 3715 nt
Organism: Scleropages formosus (Asian bonytongue)
Lineage: Eukaryota; Metazoa; Chordata; Actinopteri; Osteoglossiformes; Osteoglossidae
Gene: ddx19a
Product: DEAD-box helicase 19a
Exons: 12
Coding region: 88-1542 (484 amino acids)
Molecular function (GO): ATP binding; nucleic acid binding; RNA helicase activity
Source: RefSeq, a predicted model, not a curated record
CCGUUCCUUCACACCGUGGAAUCCAGUGGCAGCUACCGCGUGAGGAACUUCACUUUUAGACCCGUCGGGAAUCGCAAAAAUACAGUAAUGGCUACAGACUCGUGGGCUCUGGCUGUGGACGAACAAGAAGCCGCUGCCGAAUCACUCGGUAGUUUGCAGAUCAAAGAAAAUGAAGAGAAGGUCAAAACUGAAGCAAAUGUUCUUUUGCUAGGGACAGCAAAGACAGAAGUUGAUGGGGAGAAGGUGGAUGAUGAGGAAAAAGAGGACAGAGCAGCACAGUCACUCCUGAACAAGUUGAUUCGGAGUAAUCUAGUGAACACAACCAAUCAAGUUGAAGUCCUUCAGAGGGAUCCAAACUCACCGCUCUACUCUGUCAAGUCUUUUGAAGAGCUACGACUGAAGCCCCAGUUGCUCCAGGGCGUGUAUGCUAUGGGCUUCAAUAGGCCUUCCAAAAUCCAGGAGAAUGCUUUGCCUAUGAUGCUUGCUGAACCUCCCCAGAACCUGAUUGCUCAGUCACAGUCUGGCACUGGCAAGACAGCAGCCUUUGUGCUGGCCAUGCUCAGCCGUGUGGACCCAGCUAACAAGUGGCCCCAGUGUCUCUGUGUCUCCCCUACUUACGAGCUAGCCUUACAGACUGGAAAAGUCAUUGAACAAAUGGGGAAAUUUUAUCCUGAAGUUAAACUGGAAUAUGCCAUCCGAGGCAAUAAAUUGGAGCGAGGGAUGAAGAUCCAAGAACAGAUUGUCAUUGGCACUCCUGGCACAGUGUUGGACUGGUGCCUCAAGCUUAAGUUCAUUGAUCCCAAAAAGAUCAAGGUGUUUGUGCUGGAUGAGGCUGAUGUCAUGAUUGCCACACAAGGCCACCAGGAUCAGAGUAUACGCAUCCAGAGAAUGUUGCCCAAGGACUGUCAGAUGUUGCUGUUCUCGGCCACCUUCGAGGACUCUGUGUGGAAAUUUGCACAGCGGAUCGUGCCUGACCCCAAUGUUAUCAAACUGAAACGGGAGGAGGAGACACUGGACACUAUCAAGCAGUACUAUGUGCUUUGCAACAAUAAGGAGGAGAAGUUCCUGGCACUCUGCAACAUCUAUGGGGCUAUAACCAUUGCACAGGCCAUGAUCUUUUGCCAUACUCGGAAGACCGCAGGCUGGCUCGCUGGAGAGCUCUCCAGCGAAGGCCAUCAGGUGGCGCUGCUCAGUGGGGAAAUGAUGGUGGAGCAGAGAGCUGCAGUUAUUGAACGCUUCCGGGAGGGCAAGGAAAAAGUGCUGGUCACCACAAAUGUGUGUGCCAGGGGAAUUGACGUGGAGCAGGUUUCUGUCGUGAUUAACUUUGACCUCCCAGUGGACAAGGAUGGCAACCCUGACAAUGAAACAUACUUGCACCGGAUUGGUCGCACUGGGCGUUUUGGCAAGAGAGGGUUGGCUAUCAACAUGGUGGACAGCAAACAGAGCAUGAACAUCCUCAAUCGGAUCCAAGAGCACUUCAACAAGAAAAUAGAGAGACUUGACACGGAUGACCUGGAUGAAAUUGAGAAAAUUGCAAACUGAAGAACUGAUGCCCCCCGAUGCUGUUGUCCCCAUUGCUGGGAUCCAUUUCUGUAGAUGUUGGAAUAAGUUACCUCAUAAAAUUUUUUGCAGUUGGACUUGAGUAACUGUAGGGAUUUAUUUUGGAAAUUAAACACACAAAAACUACUACAGACAGAAGUAAUGUUUACAAACUGAUUAUAUGAUUAGGUCUUAGCCUAGCCUUAAAAUAAGUGUUUUAAACUUCAGGUCCAUAUCUAUAUGCCAAAUAGAUUCAAUUUGUAUGAAUGAGACACUGUGGGGUUUGGUUAGGUUUUUUGUUUUUACUUAUUUUCCUUGUUUUUAACUGGAUGACUUAUAGCUGCUCUUGUAUCCCAAGUUUUAGUCUCCUGAUCGCACGGGCUGCUUUGUGAACUGUUAAGAAUUUAAUUGAAACGGCUACAGCCUCUCCCCUACUUACGACCUAUGUGACUUAUGACCAUCCGUACAUAUGCCCGAAAAAAUACUGUAUAAAUUUGAAAAAAUAAAGAAAAAAUAUAUGUAAAUAUAAAAGGUACGCUUGGUCGCACGUCCGCCAGUGCUAACGGCUGUGUGCGUAUGAUAGUAACCGUCAGACGACAUCCUGGAAUUGUGUACAACAGAGCAUCUCUCUCAGUUCUUGGUCUCAGCUGCCAUUUGGUAAGAUCAUGUUAUUAAAGUAAAUCUAAUUAAUUUGUGCUAGAUUAAACCAUUUUGUCAAAAUGAAGAGUGAACACGAGGGAGAUUGGACCCAAGUGCAGAUGAGUUGUUUUUUUUUUUUUUUUUUUGAAGUUGGAAGGGCAAAGCUGGAAUUCGUAGUCUGGGACGGAUGAAGGGUCAGGUGAUCGGCAGUCACAGUGCGAGCGAGGUUCCGAGGCACGGAGUCGAGGGAAAGGUUGCAAGGGCAAAGGGAAGCUGGACAUAGAAUGCGAUGAGUGCAGGCACAAAGGGGACGGUUGUCUCAAAUGAGAUUCCACAGAGAAACGGUGGUGGACUGACUCCGUGUAUACCUGGUCUGGCCGAUCCGGAGCCUGGGGCGUGGUGCUGGGCAUGACAGUAUUGUAUUAAACCCCAAAGAUGACGAGCAAGAGGAAAAACCCAUCCCCUGCUGAUAGAUCUGGCAAGAAGCCAAUGAAGACACUUGAUUUGGAAUUGAAAAUGAAGGUAAUCAACUACUAUGAAGGAAGGACAAAAGUUAAUGUGAUUGCAUGUGCUCUACAGUUGUCCCAUUUGAUGGUCUCCGCAAUGUUAAAGGGCAAAGAAAAUAUACAGGAAGCAGUGAAAGGUUCAGCAAGUAUGAAGUUCAUGAUGAUGAUAAAGCAACAAGGGAAUGUUGUACAGGUAUACGACUUCUACGUGGCAUGCUAACAUGCAUCUGACUUGCGUUUAUUUUGAGAUCCGACGGGUUGGUCAGAACAGAACUUGGACGUAUGUCAGGGGAUGGCUGUAUAACAUCUGGAACCGAAAUGUGGGGGAAACUGCUUUUCAUUUGACCUUUGUGCUAAUUACAGGAGCAAAUAAAAUUGUUUUAAAGUAAGCAAGGAAAGUAUGUGAACAAAAGCUUAGCAAACAAAUAAUAAAAUGUGCUAUAUAGGAAGACUUGUUUUACAAAUGGUCUACCUGUAUUUCUACAAGUUUUCGGAGAACACAGGUCCAAGAUCCUAAUCUCGUUUUGGUAUUAAAAAAAGGGGACUUUAAUCUUGGCUGCCUUGCAGGUUUUCCACAAAAAAAUGUGGUGUGACCAUAUGUUUGGAUAUACUAAUGUGAAUAUUGAAGUCUGAUCAGGCCUGAAUUUGAAUUUGUGGCUGCUGGGCAAACCUGUGAAACUCUGAAUGAACUGUUUGACUAACCAGUUUAUAACUCUCCUGUCAAUGUAAUUUGUGGUUAGAUUAGUGAUUAGCUGCCUCAGCUAAGCAGUCAAGUUUAAUUUGCACAUCAUAGUAGUAGUAAACCAUAUAGAAACUAUGCACUUCUGAAAAACAGAAAUCUGGACAUAGUAUGGCCGUAUUUUUCAUGGCACCAGGUAUAAAGAAACAUUCCUUUAACGAGAUCACGUAAAAAUUUAAUCAUUUAGUGACAUUGGUACUGAAUCCUCUUUACUGAAAUGGUCUGGGGCCAUUUCUUCACUCUCACUAAAAUAGCCCGAAACGGAUAGUUUCAGUUGUUCAGCCAAUGCGUG